This is a messenger RNA of Prorocentrum cordatum, 456 nucleotides long. The record is from the annotation of a GenBank genome assembly. Lineage: Eukaryota; Dinophyceae; Prorocentrales; Prorocentraceae.
AUGAAGGCGCUGGGCAAGAUGGGUGGUGGCCGCUACAUCAUCACGGCCUCCAAGGCUGGGGUCAAUUGUGCCGGCGUGGCCACCUGGCUGAUGCCUGCGAGCACGGAGCCGCCCUCGGUGGCCAUGGCCGUCGCCAAGGAGGACGCGCUGCAGACGGUGAUGCAGGUCGGGGAGACGUUCGUGGUGAACAUGCUCGAGGAGGGCAACUACCUGCCGCUGCUGAAGCACUUCCAGCAGUCGUUCGCCCCAGGCGCGGACGUCCUCGAGGGUAUCGAGGUCCUCCAGGUGGAGGGCGGCUCCGCGCUGAAGGGCGGCUGCGCGUUCCUGACCUGCAGGGUGAGCUCGCGCAUGGACGCCAGCGACCACACCAUCAUCUGCAGCGAGGUGGUGGCGGGGGAGGUGCUCCGCGAGGCCCCCAUUGCGGCCAACUACCGCAAGACUGCCGCGUACUACUGA